Cygnus olor (mute swan) is the source of this 1846-nucleotide messenger RNA. RefSeq names its product homeobox A5 (gene HOXA5). Gene Ontology annotation, molecular function: DNA-binding transcription factor activity, RNA polymerase II-specific; RNA polymerase II cis-regulatory region sequence-specific DNA binding. Lineage: Eukaryota; Metazoa; Chordata; Aves; Anseriformes; Anatidae. The record is from RefSeq and is a predicted model, not a curated record. Bases 240 to 1052 code for a protein of 270 amino acids. The transcript has 2 exons. Gene Ontology annotation, biological process: anterior/posterior pattern specification; regulation of transcription by RNA polymerase II. Gene Ontology annotation, cellular component: nucleus.
CGCCCUCCCAGCUCCCCCACCAGUGCACGAGUUUACCUCUAGAGGUCAUCAGGCAGGAUUUACGACUGGACAACAAAAGCACGUGAUUUGAAGCCGUACCCCAUAUUUGGGUGCCUACGUAGGAGGGAACCAAGUACAUGUCCCAGUCAUUUCCAUAAUUCAUCAUAAAUUGUGCAAGGGUGCUAUAGACGCACAAAACGACCAAGAGCCACAAAUCAAGCACACAUAUCAAAAAACAAAUGAGCUCUUAUUUUGUAAACUCAUUUUGCGGUCGCUAUCCAAAUGGCCCGGACUACCAGUUACAUAAUUAUGGAGAUCACAGCUCGGUGAGCGAGCAAUACAGGGACUCCGCCAACAUGCACUCCGGCAGGUACGGAUACGGCUACAAUGGCAUGGACCUCAGCGUCGGGCGCUCUGCUUCCACCCACUUUGGUGCCAAUGAGAGACCCCGCAGUUACCCGGCCAACACCACCUCUGCCUCGACAGAGCCCAGGUACAACCAGCCCGCGACGUCUUCCCACUCGCCUCCCCCUGACCCUCUGCCCUGCACCGCCGUGGCCGGUUCGCCUGUCAGCGAGAGUCACCACGGGGUGAAAAACUCCCUCGCCAACUCCACCAGCACUUCGUCCAAUUCCAGCAGCAACACGCACAUCAGCAGGGACGGGGUUGGCACCUCGUCUGGGACUGAGGAAGACACUCCAGCAAGCAGCGAGCAGGCAAGUGCCCCGACCGACCAAAGCACAGCCCAGCCUUCACAGCCCCAGAUCUACCCCUGGAUGCGAAAACUGCACAUAAGUCAUGACAACAUAGGGGGACCAGAAGGGAAAAGGGCUCGGACUGCUUACACCCGAUAUCAGACCUUGGAGCUGGAAAAAGAAUUUCACUUCAAUAGAUACCUGACCCGCAGAAGAAGGAUUGAAAUAGCACAUGCUCUUUGCCUCUCAGAGAGACAAAUAAAGAUCUGGUUCCAAAACAGGAGAAUGAAAUGGAAAAAGGAUAAUAAGCUGAAAAGUAUGAGCAUGGCAGCUGCAGGAGGGGCAUUCCGUCCCUAAGCAUUUGAUCAAUUAAAAGUACUGAGCAGUAUUAGCUGACCCUGCGUCUCAUGUCAGUACUAAGUUGACUUUCUAAAACUUCCUUGUGUUACUUCUGUGAAGAAACCCUGUUCUUGUCGCCCUUAUUCAUCUUUUAAUCAUGAGCCUGUUUAUUACCAUUCUCUCGCGUGUAUAAGUAGAUCUGCUUUUAUCGUACAUUUCUUUGUCUUGAAUGGCUUUGUCUUGAAAAAAAUAAUAGAUGUUUUAACUUAUUUAUAUGAAGCGAGAUGUGUUACUUGAAGUAACUGUUAAAAAAAGCAAAACAAAAAAGAAAAAAAAAAAGGAAAAAAGAGAGAGAGAAAGAAACCCUCCCCCGGUUUAGUACAAAUGUUAUGUGUUGCACUCAACCUGCUUAACUGUGCAUGUGUGGUCAAGUGUUAAUGUCUGUAUAGCUCCAAGCUGUUAAAAAUAUUUUUAUUCAAACUACCUAUAUAAUUCCUGUGUAAUUAAUGCUGUUGUAGAGGUGAAAUGAUGAAAUCAACUGAACUUGUCCUACGUGUAGUGAAUAGUGAAUCUGUGACGAAAACUGUGAUUCCAAGCAGUAUGUCCUUGCUGUGCCUUUGUAUAUGACUCUUUGCACGAACUCUUAGAAGUGGCUCUUAUUAAGCGCAGCUUCUGUGAUGUAUGUUUUUUUUUGUGAACAAAGUUACAAAUAUAGUCAAAGUCUGGCUGUUUGAGCAAACUGUGAUCAGCUUUUUUUUUUUUUUUGUAUUUGUUUUUAAAAAAACUGACUGGAAAUCAACAAAAAAAAUAAA